Messenger RNA from Physeter macrocephalus (sperm whale), 2918 nucleotides. It is a transcript of the gene ANKRD45, whose product is annotated as ankyrin repeat domain 45. The transcript has 6 exons. Gene Ontology annotation, molecular function: protein binding. The record is from RefSeq and is a predicted model, not a curated record. Gene Ontology annotation, cellular component: nucleus. Lineage: Eukaryota; Metazoa; Chordata; Mammalia; Artiodactyla; Physeteridae. Bases 65 to 850 code for a protein of 261 amino acids.
UGCAUUGGCCUGCGGACUCUCAACCACUGCGCCACCAGGGAAGCCCAGAGUAUUUUUGGAGUUAAUGGAGUCAGAAGGACCCCCAGAGUCAGAGAGUUCAGAAAAAUCAAUAUUUUUCUCACAGCAAGAAGAAGAGGAAGAAGAUGAUAAUGAAGAAGAAGAAGAAUCCAAAGAAGCAGAGGAAACUGCCACCAUUAAUCCCCUCUUACCCCCUGCUCUCACAGGGGAUGUAGAAGGUUUGCAGAAGAUUUUUGAGGAUCCUGAGAACCCUCACCAUGAACAGGCCAUGCAGCUACUCUUGGAAGAAGACAUUGCUGGGAGAAAUUUGUUGUAUGCAGCUUGCAUGGCUGGGCAAAGUGAUGUGAUUAGAGCUUUAGCCAAAUAUGGUGUGAAUCUGAAUGAAAAAACCACCAGAGGUUACACACUCCUACACUGUGCUGCAGCCUGGGGUCGUUUGGAAACUUUGAAAGCACUGGUGGAAUUGGAUGUUGAUAUAGAAUCUCUGAACUUCCAGGAAGAGCGAGCUCGAGAUGUUGCUGCUCGGUAUUCCCAGACUGAGUGUGUUGAGUUCCUGGACUGGGCAGAUGCAAGGCUGGCGCUGAAAAAAUAUAUUGCAAAGGUCUCUGCAAUUGUUACAGAUACAGCAAAGGGACCAGGGAAGCUUUUUAAGGAAGACAAGAAUACCAUCCUCAAUGCAUGCCGUAUAAAAAAUGAAUGGCUGGAAACCCAUUUAGAAGCUUCCAUUAAUGAGCUUUUUGAGCAGAAACAGCAAUUGGAAGAUAUUGUGACUCCUAUCUUCACAAAAAUGGCUACACCACGUCAAGUGAAAAGUGCCAAAUCUGUAUUCUAAGCCAUGGUCAGAAAAGAAGUCUUAUAAAAGGCCGCAUCUUCUUCUAUAUCUAUAAAGGCAAACCUAUUCAUGCCGACUGAAGUUAAAUAGAUGUGGGGUUUUAUAAAAAUGUUUAAGUAUGAAAUUAAAUCACCCUCGUUUCAUUUUACCCCAUUCUGCAUGCUUAUGUCCAGACUCUCUGGCCUUGCCUCUGCCUCUGCAAGUGAGUUUCAUGUGAGUUCCACGUGCUCCUUCCAGAGAGCACUUGGGUGUGAGUCACUCACAAAGACCAUAUGGAAGCUUUAAAAGCUACUUAGAGAAUCUAACAAUUUUCUGUGUAACUGAGGCAGGAAAUUUCUGUUCAAGUGAGGAAUUCUAUUAAAAAAAAAAAGACAUGUUGGCCAUUUCCAGAAGAAAAAUUUGUUCUCCCUCUCUCAAAAGGAAAGCUAUGGGAUGACAUUCUGGAGCAAGGAAAUAUUAAGGAUGGUUUGGAUCAGGGUCCUCUGCUUAUACAACUAUGACUUUUUAUGUCCAAAUUAAAAUUCACCUUUAAGGUGGGAUAUAGUCUCUUAGUAAAUCUUUCUGUUUCUUUAUCUUUAACACCCUUGUCUUUAAAUUAAUAAAUACAAAUCUGUUUAGUUUUAUAUUUAGAUUUCCCCUACUCAGUAGGUUUAGCAAUAUAGUUAUUAUAUCUGUACUACAUGCCAUUUUCCUUUUGUUUUUUAUUACCUACAGUUUAGAUAUCAUUGUUGGUUUCAUAUUAGUGAUUUGGAAUGUCCUUUUUUCUACUUUGUCUAAGAGUCCCUGAACCUUCUACUACUCUGUGACUUUCUGGAAAAGUUUUAUAGAAAGAAAAUUAUUCUCUUCUUUGUCCCAUCCUGAAAGCUAGUUUUUCGUUGUUGAGGGGAAGGAAAAGAAAUGAGCAAUUCAGUAAUUCCUUGUCAGUUGGCAUUUUCUCAACCAUGAUUUUGAGGUAACACUGUCUCACAAAUUUAAAAGUCUUGAGAUUUUUUUUUUUUUUUUUUUUUUUUUGCGGUACGCGGGCCUCUCACUGUUGUGGCCUCUCCCGUUGUGGAGCACAGGCUCCGGACGCGCAGGCUCAGCGGCCAUGGCUCACGGGCCUAGCUGCUCCGCGGCAUGUGGAAUCUUCCCGGACCGGGGCAUGAACCCGUGUCCCCUGCAUCGGCAGGCGGACUCUCAACCCCUGCGCCACCAGGGAAGCCCAAGAUCUUUUUUUAUGUAUGAGCAAUUCAGUUUCAGUUGCCUUAAGCAGAAGAAAAGGGCAAUGACUCUCACUCCCCUCUCUGGUAGAUCCAGUGGUGUUUAUGGAGUAGUGCAAAGAAGACCUUUGUUUGCUCCAUUCUCUUAAUAUUGUAGAUUGUGAGAAGUUUAUUAUCUUUAAGCACCGCAAUAAUUUGGGAAAAGGCCAGGUGCCGUUUUUGUCAUUUCUACUUUAAUUCUACAUUUUCUGAGCCUUUAUCUUGAAUAUGACAAUAUUCAAUUAUAUUGUCAAUUAUACCUCAAUAAAGCUGAAAAAAAAGUCAAUCCUGACCCUUGGCAAGGCAAUCUGUAAUUCUCCAUUCCAUGACCUGUAUCCCCAAUGUUAGGAAGAAUUAAUCCCUCCUUCUUUGGGGCACCCAUAGCAUUAAUAGCUUCAUACUGUAUUCUAUUUAAUUGUUCACAUGUGAACUAUGAGCUUUUUGAGGGUAGGGGCUUUGUCUUGUUUCUCUUCAUUCCUAAAGAACCUGUAACAUAGUAAGUUGGUAAAUAAUAGUUGAAUGAAUUCUCUUUCGGUGCCACGUUUUUCAUAGAACUCAGUAGUCUUCAUUCAUCUAUACAGCUUGUUCACCUUUAUAGAAAUGAAUCCUGAAUCCUUUUCUCCAUAUUUUGCUAGUGUCAGUGCCCCAUUUCCACUCCUGCUCCUCCAGAAGACAAGCCACACACACAUCUAGCAUUAUGACUGUAUAUCUAGCUUCUUCUCUAAUUGUCUAUUUUUAAACUUUCUUCUUGAAUGCCACAUUACUUUUUAGGCAUAUGAACCUGGUGAUUACCAAGGAAUUCCUGGAUCUCAUUUCAAAGAUUUCAUUGA